AUGGCCCUCUUUUCAAUCCCAGAUACUCUGUCACCAUGGUUGGUGACCUUAAUCUUAGUAUAUAUGUCAUUACCUAUAGUGAUAUACUAUGCUAUUCCGUUUCUAUUUUAUGGUAAUAGGUCUACAAAGAAAAGAAUUAUCAUAUAUGUGCUAGGCGACAUCGGACAUUCACCAAGGAUGUGCUACCAUGCGCAGUCCUUUGCUAUGAAGGGUUUCCAAGUAGAAUUUUGCGGUUAUGUCGAUAGUCAAUUACCUAAUUUCAUUACGAAGAAUCAUAAUAUUACUAUUCACCCUAUUCCAAGGAUCAAUCAGUUCGGAAUGGUCCAUAAAGUCAUUUUUCAGAUCCUGGUCAUUGUCUCAAAAUUAUGGGAAUUAAGAGGUAGCGAUUACCUGUUGGUUCAAAAUCCACCAAGUAUUCCAUUAUUCCCUAUUAUCACUUUCUACAGACUCAUUGGUUGUAAAAUAAUCAUAGAUUGGCAUAAUUUGGCUUAUUCAAUUUUGAAAUUAAAAUUGAAAUGCAGUUCAUGGCAUCCUUUAGUCAUUGUCGCUAUAUUUGUCGAAUUAUUCUUUGGACGGUUUGCUAAUUAUCAUUUGACUGUGACAGAUGCCAUGAAAGCUUUCUUAAUAAAUAGUUUUAAGUUCAAUGACAAGAAGAUUGUUGUGUUACAUGAUAGGCCACCUGUUCAAUUUGUUCCUUUCAAAGAAACACCUGAAUUAACUAGGGAUAUGGCAUUACAUACAGAACCAUUUAUUAAAGAUUUGAUUCCUGAAGGCUUUGAUAUAACUAAAGGUGAUAAGAUUAUUGUAACUUCAACCUCUUUCACACCUGAUGAAGAUAUCGGUAUUUUAUUAGGUGCAUUAAAAAUAUAUGAAAGUUCUUAUGAGAAGUUUGAUAAUAAUCUACCGAAGAUCCUUUGUUUUAUUACAGGUAAAGGCCCACUAAGAGAGCAAUAUAUGAAACAAGUUGCAGAAACUAAAUGGAAUGUUUGUCACGUAGAAUUUGUAUGGCUAUCAUCUGAGGAUUACCCAAAGUUAUUAAGAUUAUGUGACUACGGUGUAUCAUUGCAUACAUCGAGUUCAGGUUUAGAUUUACCAAUGAAAAUAUUAGAUAUGUUUGGUUCAGGGUUACCAGUGAUCGCUAUGAAUUAUCCUGUACUUGACGAAUUAGUCACACAUGGACAGAAUGGUCUUAAAUUCACUGAUAGAAGAGAAUUACAUGAAUCAUUAAUUUUUGCAAUGAAAGAUCCAGAAAUUUACCAAACUCUGAGAAAGGGUGCUAUUGAAGAAUCUAAGAAUAGAUGGGAUUCCACCUGGGAAAAAUCUAUGAAAGAAAUCAAUUUAAUUCAUUAA
Maudiozyma barnettii is the source of this 1350-nucleotide messenger RNA. RefSeq names its product chitobiosyldiphosphodolichol beta-1,4 mannosyltransferase (gene ALG1). The transcript has a single exon. Gene Ontology annotation, molecular function: mannosyltransferase activity. Gene Ontology annotation, cellular component: endoplasmic reticulum. NCBI's taxonomy places the organism in Eukaryota, Fungi, Ascomycota, Saccharomycetes, Saccharomycetales, Saccharomycetaceae. The record is from RefSeq and is a predicted model, not a curated record. The coding region runs from base 1 to 1350 and encodes 449 amino acids.